Molecule: messenger RNA, 3180 nt
Organism: Leishmania braziliensis MHOM/BR/75/M2904
Lineage: Eukaryota; Euglenozoa; Kinetoplastea; Trypanosomatida; Trypanosomatidae
Product: putative kinesin heavy chain
Exons: 1
Coding region: 1-3180 (1059 amino acids)
Biological process (GO): microtubule-based movement; mitotic spindle organization
Molecular function (GO): microtubule binding; microtubule motor activity; ATP binding
Source: RefSeq, a predicted model, not a curated record
AUGUAUGGGCAGACGGGAAGCGGCAAGACGCACACGAUGUUCGGAGACUUGAAUGGUGGCGCGUGGACAACCGGCUGCGGCUCAGGCCGGACCUCUGCAGCCGUCGCCUCCAACUCGCACAACAACGAGGAGGACGUAAAAGAGAAGCUGGUGGAGGACGACAGUCAUGCCCGCACGCCCCUAAGCGAGGAGGAGCCUGGAGAAGUGGAGUCCUACCCAUACGAGCACCAGAAAGCGCAAGAGGAAGAAGACGAGGAGCGACAACACGAACCGCAACAGCAGCAAGCACCUCAGCAAGCCUUUCAUGCGGUCGGCAUAUCACUCAAGACAAUGCAUCCAGGGAUGACUGACUAUCCUAUCCAAGCUGGUCACCGGGCGAGCUCAGCGCUAGCGACAUCAAGGAGCACCGCCACCGCGUCACCGCCGCCAACAGCGACGACAUCCUUCUGUCGUACCCGCGCCACCGUCACUCCGCUUGGGGAGCUGCUGCAAGUCAACGCACUUCAAAAUACGACCGACAGCAACUCUGCGGAGCACUUCUAUGUAGCGGUGAACAAAUCGGAAAAGAUGUUUGCUGCCGCUACUGCCGUUACUGAGUCGACCUCGUGCGCUCCACCGCCGGCACCAAGAUCCGCAGCGUCAUCGUCCUCUGCGUUUUCCCGUAGUGAACUGCCUCGAUCUACGGCGAAGAGCGCGACAGGCACGCGCUCCGCCUUCACCGGCGACGCCGUCAGCGGCGUUAUUCCGCGCGCGGUGCAUGACAUCUUCGACGCCAUCGCCCGCGCAGACCCGUCCAAGGAGUUCGACGUGCAGAUGUUUUUCGUAGAGGUGUACAUGGAACAGAUUCGCGACCUCCUCGUCCCCAACUCAUCCACCGCGACGCCAUUACCUUCAGCUGGCUUCGCACCAACCCUGCCGAUGGGGCCGCGUAAGCUGCAGCUACGCGAGGAUGUGAACACGAACUCGUUCUACGUCGAUGGAUGUCGCAGCCCGCACGUGUCGUCUGCUAGAGAUGUGCUGCAUCUCGUGAAGCGUGGCCUUAAGCACCGGGCCACCUCAGCCACCGCAAUGAACGAGACGAGCAGCCGUAGUCAUUGCCUGCUGAACCUGACGGUGAAGAGCGUUGACCGCACGCAAGGGGUGUCAACUGUAGGGAAGCUCUACUUGGUUGACCUCGCUGGUAGCGAGAAGGUCAGCAAAACCAAUGCGAAAGGGAUGCGCCUGGAGGAGGCAAAGCUGAUUAACAAGUCCCUCACCACUCUCGGCAUGGUCAUCAUGUCUCUAACAGAUCACAACGCCACGCACACGCCGUAUCGGGAUAGCGUGCUGACGAAGAUCUUAAAGGACUCACUCGGCGGCAACUCGCACACGGCUCUCGUGCUCUGCUGCAGCCCAUCUCCGUACAACGCGCCGGAGACGCUUUCGACGCUGCGCUUUGGUGCUCGCGCCAAGGCUAUCAAGAACAAGGCUGUGGUGAACCGUGACCUCACCGCGGCGCAGCUGCGACGCAUGUUGGAGACGGCCAAAGCGGAGAUCGAGCGCCUGCACGUGACGGUUCAGCAGCUGAGCAUGACAAAUGGAGUCACAAGCAGCUGUCAAGAGACGCCGGACUUCCCUGUCGCCGCGUCACGCAAACUGUCGAGCUCCACCACCGCCACGGCGUCUCCAAAAGCGACUGAGACGGACACGUUCCACAUCAGUAAACUGCUCGAGGAGCGUGCCACGGAGCAGGCGCGGUUGCAGAAUCUCCGCGCUGAGGUGGCGCAGCUGCAGGAUAGCCUCAACGGCGCCCAGGACAUCAUCAGUGCCCUGCAGGAGGAGCGUGACGGCUACAUCGACAAGGCACAGAGCUUCCAGGAGGAGGUCAGCGUCUGGGAAGAGGCACAUACGGCGUCCUUGAAGCGCGCGGCUAUUCAGAAUGCACUGCUGCAGCAGUGUGCGGUGCUCCUUCGCACCCAGGGAAGCGAGAUCAAAGACCUCACCCAGCGCAUGGAAGCCUACAGUCAGCCCCUUCAACAAGCCCGACAGGCCGUCGACCAGCUCCACGCCUACGUGUUCGGGACGAACACAAGCCGUGAGCGACGACAAACGCUUCUCACCGCGGAGGCGUGCCAAUCGGAUGCCAUCACAGCAGCCUCCCAACUGACACCUGCGGGGAAUGUGCCGCUGGUGUUGGCCAAAGAAUGCGCGCUGCAUGGUCUCAUACCCUAUCCGCCGGCCUCCGUAGAUGCAGUGGAUGUGGACGCCUUGGGCAGCGUCACAGAGGAUGGUUGGCGGCGCGACACCAACAGCAACCUUCCGGAUGGAGAAUCACCUAAUCCGCGUCGCCAUCCAGGUGCGAACGCUGACCCUCUACAGCCCAGCAGCUCGCAGCCUCAGCCUCAACACCGUGUUGCAAGCCAAUACCGCGACGGCUUCUCGUCGGGGUCGAUAAGUGUGUCGCCUGGGACGGCGGCGGCGCAACAGUGGCUGUCGCGCACCGCCUCGGCAGGGGAGUAUGACAAUGGUGCUUUACACGUCAGCUCCUGUGGGGGAGGCAGCACGACGCCAGCAGCACCUGCAGAGUGUGUCCGUCGCCUCGAGGAGCGGCUUUCUUCGCUCCAGUCUGACCACACCGCACUGCAGCAGCAGUACAAAGAGCUCCUGGCUGAGCUGCAGUCGAAGCAGCGUAUUCUGGACCUCCGCGGCAGCCACCUCAUCACUGUGAAAGAUGAGCUGAAGCGGGAGUACAUGGUAAACAAAGAGCUACGGGAGCGCCUAGAGAAGGACCGAGACAGCCUACGAGGGCCGCUCGAGAUGGCGCGGAAUGAUGCCAACUACUGGCGUCGGCGGUACGAAGAGCUUGCAAGUCGAAAGGCACAACCACGCUUCUCUGAGUGCCAGCGUGACUCUCUCCUCUAUGCCUUUUCGUCACUGCCACCACCCCCGCAGCAGCACGAGUCCGGGCGCGGGAGCUUAAUGAACACAGAUUCCUUGAAGGCCACAGCUAUCCACGCGUCUGAGGCUUUGACAAGUGGCGACUGCACGACUGCAGGCAGGAAUUGCCCCUCCAUCCCAGAUGUCCCGUCAGGCGGCCUGUCGUCGAGGGCAUCGGGCGAGGAUGUGCUGCUGAGCCUCUCCUCGAGCACAACUCCAUUGCGAUCAACUGUGGCACGGCUCACCACAGAGCGCGAGGGCUGA